GUUAACUCCAUUUGUUCUCCAAAGCUCUUAACUUUCUUUACCACAGUUACUUACUAACAUUUCCGCUCCCGCGCGUAAUUUAUGCAAAGAAAAACACAUUAGCGUACUUUACUUAUAUAUGCAUGGCCUAAAACGAUAUUUUUAUCUCGGACAAGACUUAGUAAAUAAAACGAAGGUAUCCACCUCUCUUCGACGCGUUUCUGUUCCGGUGGAGCGGAGAUAUUCGAACACAUUGAAAAGUUACGCGCCGGCUUGAGAAAUCUCGCAGUCGUUUCUCAGUCGUCUUGUAGUUCGGAGCGUGAAGUCAAAGGAGGACCUCUUGUCUUCUCAAAAUUCACGAUGAAGUCCAAAGGAGCUUGGUUAUUACGAGCUACUAUAGCGUUACUUCUUGGGGGAUCCGCGAGCAUCGAAAAAUUAAAAAACAUAUAUUCAUGGAAGGCUUUGGAAUUUGCCUUCCCAAACGAGGCUGCCAAAGAACUUGCCAUACAAGAGGGCCACUUUAUUCCCGGGGCACCGGUGCCGAUCGACGUGGAUUUUUAUUACAGAGCUAAGAUCGGAUCCGUUGUAUUCAUCUCGAUACCAAGAAUUCAAAAAGGAGUUCCUGUCACUCUCGGUUACGUCACGGAUAAUGUCUCUGCCGAGGGAAAUCCAAUAAUUGCACCUUAUCCGAAUUGGGAAUGGAAUAAAUUGGGAUCCUGCGAAGCGAUCACUAGCGUAUUCAGAAUGCAGGUGGACUCAUGCGACAGAUUAUGGGUUCUCGACACCGGCAAGUUUGAAGAACGACAGAUCUGUCCUCCUCAAUUACUAUCAUUCUCGCUGCGAACGAACAAGAUCCUGAGCCGGUACAAAUUCCCCAAGGAACAGUUCAAGGACGAUUCCCUGUUCGUGACACUCGCGGUCGACGUCCGCCACAGCGAGAAAUGCCGCGACACCUUCGUCUACGUCGCCGAUGUGACUGGAUACGCAUUGCUCGUCUACGAUCAUCACAAUUCCCACUCAUGGAGGAUCACUAACAAUCUGUUUUAUCCUUAUCCGCCCCACGGAACGUUUCACAUCAAGGGGGAUACGUUUGAUUUAAUGGACGGCAUUCUGGGACUCGCGUUGAGUCCCAUAAAACAGGAUGGCGACAGAAUCUUAUAUUUCCACUCCUUGGCUAGCACAGUCGAAAGUUGGGUACCCACUUCUAUCAUCAGAAACUAUAGCCUCUUUGAAGAACACUCCGACUCUGCACCAAGGUCAUUCCGUCCAUUCGCUAUGGAAAGAUCAUCGCAAUCGGCCGCUCAAGGCAUGGAUCAGAAUGGAAUUCUUUUCUUCGGUCUUCUAUCAGAUUUAGCUAUCGGAUGUUGGAACAGUAUAACUUAUCCCGAAUAUGGUAGUACCAAUACCGAAAUCGUUGUCGUCAAUCCCGACACUUUGCAAUUUCCGUCUGGACUAAAGAUCAUCACCGCAAAAAACGGCCGCCAGGAGUUAUGGGUGCUCACGUCGUCGUUCCAGAAGUUCAUGACCGCGACUAUGAAUGCGAACGAGACCAACUUUCGGAUACAGGCUGGCUACGUCGACGAGCUGAUCCGCGGCACCAAGUGUAACGGUGGUUUUGACCGCAAUCGCGCUUACGAGACGUUGGGCAAAUGAAGAUUGUGGCACCGCGGGGAGUUCGACGACUCGCGUUCUCACGCGGUGGCACCAUCCAUCCGCUGGCAUAAGUAUCCCAAUUUCUUCGCGAACUAUCACCAUCACCAUCCACCACCGCCAUCGUAUCAAUCUCCGAGAUUGUUCACUAGACCAUUCUUCUCUUCCUGGAUCGCGAAAUCGAUCCAUCCUCGACCUCAAGUCGAGUACACCGUCAUCAUCGAUUACGAUUGAAGAAUGCGCGACACUACAUGUACCUAUGACAUCUCGACGAAGAACGAAGACAAACCCGCCUUUAUAAAAGUUCUGUAGUUUUUUUUUUGCGGAGCUUAUUAUCAGCUCGAAAAGCCAUCAAACUUUUACUGCUCGUGGUGCCAAUUAAGUUUCACUGCUUAUCCUGUUAUUUAUCCCGGUAUGUAUUUAUUGGGAAUAACCACCAUCACCGGGAUUACCGUUCCUAAACAUUCUCUUAUUUUUAUUAAAAAUAGUGGACAGUUAGUAUCAAACUGUGUCAAGUGACAAGUGUGUUUUUAACUUCUCAUAUUGCAUAUAACAUUUUGCAUAAUCCAGUGUAAUAAAUAAAUUACUAGAUAAGAA
Messenger RNA from Formica exsecta, 2226 nucleotides. It is a transcript of the gene Y-e3, whose product is annotated as protein yellow-like. Gene Ontology annotation, cellular component: extracellular region. Lineage: Eukaryota; Metazoa; Arthropoda; Insecta; Hymenoptera; Formicidae. The record is from RefSeq and is a predicted model, not a curated record. The coding region runs from base 340 to 1632 and encodes 430 amino acids. The transcript is spliced from 6 exons.